Messenger RNA from Vigna umbellata (rice bean), 1219 nucleotides. RefSeq names its product peroxidase A2-like. Gene Ontology annotation, molecular function: peroxidase activity; heme binding. Gene Ontology annotation, biological process: hydrogen peroxide catabolic process; response to oxidative stress. NCBI's taxonomy places the organism in Eukaryota, Viridiplantae, Streptophyta, Magnoliopsida, Fabales, Fabaceae. The record is from RefSeq and is a predicted model, not a curated record.
AGAGCAUAAUAACUUGAGAUUCAAGAACAGCCAAAAUGGGUUCCAUGCGUGUAGUACUAGUGGCAGUGUUGUGUUCAUUUGCUUUGCAUGCAGGGUUUUCUGUAACUAAUGCUCAGCUUAGUCCUACGUUCUACAGAACAACAUGUCCAAAUAUAUUCAAUAUUGUGUUUCAAGUCAUCUUUCAAGCUUCCACCACCGAUCCCCGAAUUGGGGCCAGCCUUCUCAGGCUUCAUUUUCAUGAUUGCUUUGUUCAAGGUUGUGAUGCAUCAGUUUUGUUGAACAACACUGCUACCAUAGAAAGCGAGCAAGAUGCAAUUCCAAAUAACAAUUCAAUAAGGGGCUUGGACGUAGUCAAUAACAUCAAGACAGCGGUGGAAAAUAGUUGUCCAGGGACAGUUUCUUGUGCUGAUAUUCUUGCCAUUGCAGCUGAAGUAGGUUCUGUUCUGGGAGGAGGUCCAGGAUGGCCAGUUCUAUUAGGAAGAAGAGAUAGUUUAACAGCAAACAGAACCCUUGCAAAUCAAAACCUUCCUGCUCCUUUCUUCAACCUCACUCAACUUAAAGCAGCCUUUGCUGUUCAAGGUCUCAACACCACUGAUUUAGUUGCACUCUCAGGUGGUCAUACGUUUGGAAGAGCUCACUGCAGCACAUUCAACAACCGAUUAUACAACUUCAACAACACUGGAAACCCUGAUCCAACUCUGAAUACAACUUACUUAGCAACACUGCGUCUGAUAUGCCCCCAGAACGACACUGGGAAUAACCUCACCAAUUUGGACCUGACCACACCUGAUCAAUUUGAUAACAAAUACUACUCCAAUCUACAGCACCUCAAUGGCUUACUUCAGAGCGACCAGGAACUCUUCUCUACUCCUGGUGCUGAUACCAUUCCCAUUGUCAACAGUUUCAGCAGUAACCAAAAUGCUUUCUUUGCCAACUUCGUAGCGUCAAUGAUAAAAAUGGGAAAUAUUGGAGUGCUGACAGGAACUGAUGGAGAAAUUCGCACCCAAUGCAAUUUUGUGAAUGGAAACUCGUUUGGAUUAGCUAGUAUGGCGUCCAAAGAUCCUAAGGAAAAGAGGGUUUCUCAAUAUUAAUAAGUUAAUGGAAAGUGUCAGCUGUAAAAGGAAAAUUGGAGGUUGUAAACCUCUUUGCUAUAAUAUUGAAAUAAACCACAGAAAUGUGCAUGCAGACGUGAUUUUGCUAUGCACCUGUUAUGUGUUUA